This is a messenger RNA of Mycetomoellerius zeteki, 1629 nucleotides long. Its product is annotated as phospholipid scramblase 1. Gene Ontology annotation, cellular component: plasma membrane. The transcript is spliced from 5 exons. Gene Ontology annotation, molecular function: phospholipid scramblase activity. The record is from RefSeq and is a predicted model, not a curated record. Lineage: Eukaryota; Metazoa; Arthropoda; Insecta; Hymenoptera; Formicidae. Bases 926 to 1609 code for a protein of 227 amino acids. Gene Ontology annotation, biological process: plasma membrane phospholipid scrambling.
AAUAAUUAGGAAAAUAUUGUCAGUAAAUUGUGAAUUUUUCACAAUAUUAAUUUUUGUCGGCGUGAGACACAAACAUGUGGCACUAAAUGUCUGCGAUGUAGCUUUGAUAUAUCGCAUUGUUUUCCGUAUUUAUCUCCUAAAUGAUAAAUGAAAAAAAAAAAAAGAAAACCUAAACCAGAGAAAACGAGGAUACUCGCGGAAAAAGUUUUAUCUUCUGCGUCUCGAGGAGGGUAGACAACGCAAAAUAAUUGCGAUAUCUCGCAAACGUUGCUGGUAAACGUCUCGGAUCGGCACUACAGUUAUUUUCGUCAGAUUAACAAUCUUAAUUGAAGAUAAUGGAUAAUAGUGAUAAGAAUUUCAAAAAACGGUGAGAGUUUGAAGAUAAGUUUAGAAAUUCUUUGGAAAAAUCUACUGAAGUUUUUGAGCAGAAGUUUAAAAAGUGACAAGAACUUCGAACAAAAGUUUUCGAAACUACUAAUUGGAACAGUGAAUUUUAAAUAAACUGUAUUUUUUUCCAGUUUAGAUAAUUAUCGGUUUUUAAUCUUUUAUAAUUACACAAACAUUUAUGAAUAUCUCUAUGAUUACAGUGAUAACUGUGAUGCAACAGUAUAAUAUGUUAGUACAGCGAUAAGAGUACUUCAAUUUCAAGGCAUUUGACAAAAAUAUUAGAAAAGUAUAAUCUCUACGAUAAAUAAUAUAGAAAAGUACAAUCUCUACGAUAAAUAAUAUUGAAACAUGCGGUGUUCUACGUGUGCAACGGAAUCAGAAUACUUGGAAACUUCGUGGAAAAUCAAGCUGGAGCAGAUUCGCAGACGGCUAAGAACACUGUUCCAAAACACGUUGACGCGUUAUUACAAGUCAAAGAAGAAGGGCUACACCAGAUUUUUGACGGAGGAAGAACAGAGGUGGUUGGUUACCGCCGAAUAUGACAUAUCCACCCGGCUUGGAAUACCUUAUGGGCCUUGAUUAUCUUUUCGUGAACCAGAAAAUUGAGUUGCUUCAAGCUUUUACCGGAUGGGAAACUAAGAACAAGUAUGUUAUUAUGGAUAACAGGGGCGAGCCAGUAUUUUAUAUGGCCGAAGAAUCGGGAAUCUGUUGGCGAUUGUGCGUGGGAAGUUAUCGCUCGUGCGAAUUUUCCAUCUACGACAAAAAUCGGCAUGAGGUUCUUCGUAUGAUUCGACCAUUCAGAUGCGACGGUUGCUGCUGUCCUUGUUAUUUACAGGUUUUAGAAGUAUAUUCCGGAAAUACUCUACUAGGUAGCGUUACUCAAGAAUGGAGUCUUUGGCGACCAAAGUUUUAUGUUCGCGAUGCAUCGGGCCAACCAGUGUUAAUGAUAAAGGGUCCACUUAUUCGUUUUUGUAUUGAUGUAGCUUUUAAGGUAAAAUCUAUAGAUGAAAAGCAUCGUGUCGGCAUGAUCCGAAAGCAAUGGAGUGGCUUUGCUCGAGAGAUGUUUACCGUUUCCGAUAUGUUCGGUAUUAACUUUCCACGCGAUCUGGACGUGAAGAUAAAAGCUGUGCUGCUAGGAGCGUGUAUUUUGAUAGUAGGUAUUGUGAAAAUACUACAAACAAUCACUUUUUUAACAAAAGAGAUGCAAAGAAGAAAGGUAUAAAAAGAAACAUUGCAACGAAA